Penicillium samsonianum is the source of this 1773-nucleotide messenger RNA. Its product is annotated as crossover junction endonuclease MUS81. Lineage: Eukaryota; Fungi; Ascomycota; Eurotiomycetes; Eurotiales; Aspergillaceae. The record is from RefSeq and is a predicted model, not a curated record. Gene Ontology annotation, cellular component: Holliday junction resolvase complex; nucleus. The coding region runs from base 1 to 1773 and encodes 590 amino acids. Gene Ontology annotation, biological process: double-strand break repair via break-induced replication; mitotic intra-S DNA damage checkpoint signaling; resolution of meiotic recombination intermediates. Gene Ontology annotation, molecular function: 3'-flap endonuclease activity; crossover junction DNA endonuclease activity; DNA binding. The transcript is spliced from 3 exons.
AUGAGCGAGGAGUGUGCAAACCCCCUACUCCUGGGGUGGAUCAAAGAAUGGCUGGAUCAAGCUCGAGAACGAAACAGCAAAGGUGUGACCGUGUACAAGAAGGCUUAUGAGUCAAUGAAAGCCUGUCCGUUAGAAUUCCAACAUCCGUCUCAAGCACAACAAUUGAAUGGACUAGGACCUAAAUUGUGUGACCGCUUGACUGAUAAAUUAAAGGCCCACUGUCAAGAAAAUGGGCUUCCAAUGCCGGAACCGCCUGACAAAGGUGGAAAGAGAACAUCUGAAGGUGAUGUCGAUCAACCGGCGAAAAAGCCUCGGAAAGCCAAGCCGUAUGUACCUACAUUACGAUCUGGUCCAUAUGCACUGAUGUUGGGCUUGGGAACCCAAGAUGAGAAUGCAUCCCAGGGGAUGACGAAGGCUCACCUGAUCGAGGUGGCUCAGCCAUACUGCGACAGUUCAUUCACGGCACCCCCGGACCCGACCAAGUUCUACACCGCGUGGAAUUCAAUGAAAACUCUCAUCCAGAAAGACCUAGUCUAUGAACAUGGACGUCCACUUCGGAAAUAUCUUCUUUCCGAAGAAGGCUGGGAGGUAGCCAAGCGUCUCCAAAAGACAUUACCUGGCGCUGCUCAAACCGCCACGUCUGGUUCCCAAGCUACUUCAACAACUGAGUCACAGCAAGGGGCAUUGACAGCCGAACUUGACUCACUUGAACAAGAUGACGAGCCAUCGGCAGACGCCCAAGAAAAUUUAUCCGAGCACGACAUAGCCAACAUCGAGCCCAUCUUCUUCCCGCCCAAGAGCUUCACCAUCCAGCUCGUAUUAGACACCCGAGAAGUCCGCACCUCCACCGACCGCGACUACAUCUCCGGCGAACUGAUGAAGCAAGGAAUUACGCCGCAAGUACGCGCCCUGGAAGUCGGUGACGCAAUGUGGGUAGCCAAAUGCCACGACCCAAAUUUCCUCCCAAGGCACGGCGAAGAAGGCGACGAAGUGAUGCUGGACUGGAUCGUUGAGCGAAAGCGUCUGGAUGAUCUGAUCGGGUCUAUUAAAGACGGGCGUUUCCACGAACAAAAGUUCCGGCUCCGUCGCUCCGGCAUCAAGAACGUCAUCUACCUGAUCGAAGAGUUCGCAGUCACGCAUCCUGACUCGACUAGCGGGAGUGCAGCGCAAUACCAGGAGAUGGUUGCGUCGGCCAUUGCCUCGACACAGGUUCUUAAUCAAUACUUUAUCAAAAAGACGAAACAUCUAGAUGAGUCAAUCCGGUACCUAGCGCGCAUGACUUUGCUCCUGCGGAAGAUGUACGGGGUCGAAGAUGAUGCGCCCUCCAUCGGAGACACUGAUAGCAGUAUCAACCGUAGCACGGUUCCUCCAUCUCCAGUGUCCAAAAUUGGCCUCAUCCCCGGCCGCCGUCUGUCCACUGACUCCUACCUCACCAUCCUCGAUAAUCUCCGCUCCCAAGAUCCGUCCAUUACGUACGGUGUUUCAUUCGUGACGUUCUCCGCACUCACUUCCAAGUCCGACGUUCUUACUCUUCGUGAUGUGUUUCUUAAGAUGCUUAUGUGUACCCGUGGCGUGACGGGCGAAAAAGCCCUUGAAAUCCAACAGAUCUGGCCAACCCCACGGCAUUUGGUGGAUGCGUACAUGGCUCUGGAGCCUAAGGAGCGAGAGACUAUGAUAGCGACUCGGAUGUCAGAAGUUGUAGGGCGGAAGAAAAUUGCUAAAGAUCUCAGCAAGCGGAUUGCGGAAGUUUGGGGGGAGGUGAAUUUGUAUUAA